GCAGCCCGCGAGCCCGAGCGCCCCUUGCGCGUGCAGUCCGCCUGCACCGAGGCCGCCGGACCCAGCCCGGCCCCGCGCGGGCGCCCCGAGCCGGCUGCGCGCGCCUGGCGGCUACAUGGAGAGUGUCAGGUUCCCGUGUCAGUGGCUAUGAUGACACCUCAGGUUAUCACUCCUCAACAAAUGCAGCAGAUCCUCCAGCAGCAGGUGCUGAGCCCCCAGCAGCUCCAGGUUCUCCUCCAGCAGCAGCAGGCCCUCAUGCUUCAACAGCAGCUUCAAGAAUUUUAUAAAAAACAACAGGAACAGUUGCAGCUUCAACUUCUCCAACAGCAACAUGCUGGAAAACAGCCGAAAGAGCAGCAGCAGGUGGCUACCCAGCAGUUGGCUUUCCAGCAGCAGCUUCUCCAGAUGCAGCAGCUGCAGCAGCAGCACCUCCUGUCUCUCCAGCGCCAAGGCCUCCUAACAAUUCAGCCGGGGCAGCCUGCCCUUCCCCUCCAACCCCUCGCUCAAGGCAUGAUUCCAACGGAACUGCAGCAGCUCUGGAAAGAAGUGACAAGUGCCCACACUGCAGAGGAAACCACGAGCAGCAACCACAGUAGCCUAGACCUGACCAGCUCAUGUGUCUCGUCCUCGGCACCUUCCAAGUCCUCCCUGAUCAUGAACCCGCACGCCUCUACCAAUGGACAGCUCUCGGUCCACACUCCCAAAAGGGAAAGCUUGUCCCACGAGGAGCACCCCCACAGCCACCCUCUCUAUGGACAUGGCGUAUGCAAGUGGCCAGGCUGUGAGGCGGUUUGUGACGACUUCCCAGCCUUUCUAAAACAUCUCAACAGUGAGCAUGCGCUGGACGAUAGAAGCACAGCUCAAUGUAGAGUACAAAUGCAGGUUGUACAGCAGUUAGAGCUACAGCUUGCAAAAGACAAAGAGCGCCUGCAAGCCAUGAUGACCCACCUGCAUGUGAAGUCUACAGAACCCAAAGCUGCCCCUCAGCCCCUGAAUCUGGUAUCAAGUGUCACCCUCUCCAAGUCUGCCUCAGAGGCUUCUCCACAGAGCUUACCUCAUACUCCAACAACCCCCACCGCCCCCCUGACUCCCGUCACCCAAGGCCCCUCCGUCAUCACCACCACCAGCAUGCACACGGUGGGACCUAUCCGCAGGCGGUACUCAGACAAAUACAACGUGCCCAUUUCUUCAGCAGAUAUUGCGCAGAACCAAGAAUUUUAUAAGAACGCGGAAGUUAGACCACCAUUUACAUAUGCAUCUUUAAUCAGGCAGGCCAUUCUCGAAUCUCCAGAAAAGCAGCUAACACUAAACGAAAUCUAUAACUGGUUCACACGAAUGUUUGCUUACUUCCGACGCAAUGCAGCCACGUGGAAGAAUGCAGUGCGUCAUAAUCUUAGUCUCCACAAGUGUUUUGUGCGAGUAGAGAACGUUAAAGGGGCAGUAUGGACAGUGGAUGAAGUAGAGUUCCAAAAACGGAGGCCACAAAAGAUCAGUGGUAACCCCUCCCUUAUUAAAAACAUGCAGAGCAGCCACGCCUACUGCACACCUCUCAAUGCAGCUUUACAGGCUUCCAUGGCUGAGAAUAGUAUACCUCUGUACACUACCGCUUCCAUGGGAAAUCCCACUCUGGGCAGCCUGGCCAGUGCCAUCCGGGAGGAGCUGAACGGGGCCAUGGAGCACACCAACAGCAACGAGAGUGACAGCAGUCCAGGCAGAUCCCCUAUGCAAGCUGUGCACCCCAUACACGUCAAAGAAGAACCCCUCGACCCCGAGGAAGCUGAAGGCCCUCUGUCCUUAGUGACAACAGCCAACCACAGUCCAGAUUUUGACCAUGACAGAGAUUAUGAAGACGAACCAGUAAACGAGGACAUGGAGUGAACCUCUGGGCGGGCCGACCCCCGAGACCGAAGAUUGGGGAAAAAAAAGCAAAACAAAUUUUAAAAAAAAAUUAAAAAAAGAAAGAAAGAAAAAGAAAAGAAACCACGUCAAAAGUUAGCAGUGAAACCCGCCCUCCGCUUCUUGUACAGUCUGGAGGAUUUUCGCUACAUUUCGACAACUCUGAAACGUGUUAACUCUUAGUGCCAUCAAGAAUCCCAUUUGGGAGUAUUUUUGAUUUUUCUACUUUUUGUUGACAAAAGGGAUUUGUACUCUGUGCAUUGGAUGGACCUGUUUGGUACUUGGGAUUUUCCUCUUUGAGUCAACAUCAGUGUUGUAAAUUCGAUAAACGGAUUCACUUUUAGCAGCAGACUUUGAACUGCAGCUUCGCCUGGCUGAUGCUGGGCAGGCGCCGAGGACACCCGACUGAGCUCACGUACCUGCGCUGCAGACCAAGCCUUCGCCCGAGUUCAAGACUCCAGUGGACGACCUUUUUGCACAGCGCUGCAUGUUGAUACCACUGCCUUUACUCACUUUGGUUUGUUUUGUUUUUGUUUUUCGCUUCCAGUUGGGAUGGGGGAAGGCCUUUGUGUGUGUAUUGGGGGGAGGGGUUAAAAAUAAUUAUCCCAAACUUUUUAAUGUAUUGCUUUUUUUUUUUUUUUUCUCUUUUUUUUUUUUUUUUUUUGGCUUCUUUACCAUUUUAAGUUCUGACCUCAGGCCUCCAUUUGGGCCCAGGGCCUCUUGGAGGCUUCGCGUUUUCUGUACCUUGUGAUGAAUGUUAAUAGGCGUUUUUAUUAUACAGAGCUGAAUGUCAUUUCUCGUCUGUAGUUUUCUGGCACUCAUUCCAUUUUCCUAUAGACAUCACCAUGUUUCUCUCAAGUUUAAAACAAAACAAAACAAAACAUUCCGUUUUGGUCUUUUUCCAAAAAGAAAAGAAAAAAAAGAUCCCAAAGGCUGCACCUUACACCUGAAGGUCCCCACACGGGGACAUGACAUCCUGCCAGUAAGAGAAUGAAUGACAGAAAAGGAAAGAGAGAAACGCACGCGCACACACUCUAGGGACAUGGCAGAUUCAUUUCACAAAAGCAGUAUUGGGGGUGGGAUGGGGGACUGUUGGAGGUUUUUUUUCUUUUUCAUAGCACCCACCAUUGUGAGUAACUGCCACCACAUUCUCUCAGCAUCAGGAAACACAGCCACGAAAGAAACAGAAGAGAAUAAACAAUCCUCAAUAGUUAGACUGUCACAGUGGCCAUGGAAGAUCUUCCCUCCUAUAACUAGGUGACCAGGACCACAGGCCCUGUGCCGCCCUCACCCGCACAGGUUGCUCUGUUUGCAAAAUGACCAAAAAGCCAGCAUGGUGACAGGGCUGAGUUUGUACAGUAGUUCAGACCUGCUCGGUGGCAUUCAUCUGUUUUAAUGCAAAUGAGACUUCACAUUGAACUUGUUAUGGGAGUUAAUGAGGACUGAGUUCAGCAGACGCUAAGGUGUCAGGUUCCAGUGUGCUAAGUCGGUACUGCAGCUGGGUCUGUAAUGUGAGCACCACACCCACCACCCAAGGAGCACAGACUUCAUGGAAGAGGACACCAGGCAGACAGACCAGGGCCCACAGAAUGAGAUGGCUCUAGGUCAGUAUGCCCUCGGCCCUUCAAACCCCUCUACAUUUCCGUCUGCACCCGCUUCCCUGGCAUGUAUUUAUCUGGGGCUGUAGCUUUUGUUUGGGUUUAGUUUGAGAGCCUUUCGGAGCUUAAUUUAUAUACUUUGUACCUUUUUUUAUUUCUAAAAUUACCAAAGAUAUUACGCAAAGGUAAAUUAUUUUCUUUUAUACUUUAUCUGAUGAAGCCAAAUAUCCUCUUAUUGUUGAUCAAAGGAGGCGAAAGGAUUCAGAGGCAAAUGAUGAGGUCCAGGCUAUUUGCCAACCUGAGGGAAAUUACUGCCCGUCAGCAGAGUUCAUUUAGCAGACUAUGUAGGCAAUGGAACCAAAGUUUUUUACUUUUUUUUUUCCUGUUCUUUUUUUUUUUCCCUUUCCUUCCUUCUUUUCUCUACCUGUAGAGAGACCAAAACUAACUCCUAUAAGGAGAAAAUCCGGGGCUACUGCAGAGAAAAGAAAUCAAGACAACAGUAUUAUAGCUCCUGUGGAAAGAAUGGGCUAGCAUCUCAAAGAAAAAGAAAUGAAUGUAUGAUGCUGAAAAUUAGUAUAUAAUCGAGGAGACACUUAGGAUGAAUUCAGAAAGAACAGAGAAGUGUCUGGCCGCUCGAGGCCACUUCUAGAAUAAAGAGAUCUUUAGAACGUUCGUACGCCACUUUUGUUUAAGGGCUGUGCUCUGAUCACUGCGUUAAUCUUGGUUUAUCCUGGCAUUUAUCCUCUGGUUUCCUUCUGCUUUUUGUUGAUGUUUUGUUUUAUUUUUUUUCCUAUUUCAGAUUAUGAUUUGGUCAGUGUUUUUCAUUUACACACAAAAAAAGCUAACAUUCCCAUCCACUCAUAAGCUUAGAGUAGAACAUCUUUGGCAAUGACUUCUGAAGGUUUGCUCUGCUUUCUAUAGAGGGGCGGUCUGUGGUUAUUCACGCCCCCCCAUCCCCCCCAUCUUUUCCAGGCAGCUUCACAGUGUGCAGGCAGUAGCCAGGCCGAGUCAUGGGAAGGGGGCCCUGUGCUUCUAAACUGAGUGGUUGCUGGUUAGAUAUUCAAAAAGAGGAUAAGAAUCUGGUAGAUUAGUUCAUUCUCAGCAUGUGUAGCUAGACAAGAGUAAAGAUAACAGCAUGAGGACUGUUAGUACGCACACCUCAGUUCAAACCUUUAGGGAAUGAGUUUUAAAAAAAUUUUUAAAAUAUACCUUUCACUCAGUCGUACUUAGUCGUAUGUCUUGCAUGCUUAGUCUAAAGACUGUAGCAAAGAAAAUAAAUAAAAGAGAAAAAAUUAGAUUUUAUGUAUCUUUUCAGGUGUCAUAGCCUGGCAGAAGAACCAACUGAAAAAAAAAAAAAGUUCUCAGGCUUUACAGCAAGCAAUCUUCACUCUGAUUUUUACAGUUCUGAUUCUGUCCCUCGGGGGGGUUCCCGCUUCUUUUGAAUGGGGUUGAUUCGGUUGUACAUAUAUUCCGAUGUGUCUGUGUGCAUCUUUGUCUUUUGCGGGGGAGGGCCGAGGGGAGGGUUUUUUGGUUUUGUUUUGUUUUGUUUUGUUUUGUUUUAAUUAUUUUAUUUUUUAGGUAUUGUUCCUAAAAAGGAAUAAAUGCAUACACCUGUUUGUCAAAACAUCUUUGCUUUUUGUGCAACUGCAUCUUAUUAAUACAUUUAAAAAAGAAGAGGAAGAAGGAAAAGAAAACAGUAUCUUUGAGGGGAAAAAAAAAUCUACUGUCUGUAAUGGCUUUGCAGUUAAUGCUGCGUGUGUACUUCAUUUUAUUGCCCUUGAUUUACAAACAUUGGAUGACAUAUUGAUAAUGGGAAGAAAGAAAAAACUCCACACACACACAUCUCUCUUUCGUUCCCUCCCUCUCCCUCUCUCUCUCUCAAAUUGUAACAUAAUUGACAUAAUUUGUUUCCUAUCCUCAUUAUUUGGAACAUUUUGUACAGGUUUGUGGAAUGGGGUGUGAGAGAGUGUGUGAGUGAGUGUGUGUGUUACUCUGUUUUUGAUACAUUCCUAUUCCUUGUGUUUUAUCACACCACUGCCUCCUUGACUAUCUUAAGUUCCUAAGUUUGAAAAAAGGAAAAAAAAAAGUUGUUUUAAAAAAAUGUUCUCUCUUGCUGCAGUCAAUAUUUUUGCAUGAUGGAAUACCAGGCUCACACUUUCAAAGUUUUAUGAGUAAAGUGGUAAUUAAUAAUGGGGAGUGUUGAAAAUAUUGAACUUUUUGUAUAAAAAAAAAUUGUUUUUUACAAGGUCCCAAGGUGUAAACACAAUUUGUUACCUUUUUCUUCCUCUUCUUAGUAAAUGUUAGCAAAGGUGAGGGAGGCCAGUCUGUGUCAGACACACAGUCAUGAUGAGGACCCGCCCUCCACGUGCGUAGGGGUCUAUUCAUGUGAGAAGGCUUACAGCCAUCUCAGGGUGAACAGCCUAGGCUUACCUGCAUGGUGACCUAGCUGCCAGUCCCCUCCCCACAUCAAAAGACGGUUGAGUUCAUAUUCCUAGCAUCUCAUCAGCCAUAAUAAGAGAAAGCCUUGGUUUAAAAAAAUAAAACAAAAUGAUAGAGCCAAAAGCAUUAGAAAUCACUAGCUCUUUUUUUUAUUUAUUUAUUCUUUUUCAGUUACAAUAUUGAAGUCUCUCCUCUCUUUUCCACAUUCUAGCUGAGCUCUCUAUCUCCAAGGGCAUAAAGCAAACUCUGCUAAUUGAAUCUUGUUGGUACCUGUUGGCCAGUGCCAUACCCUCCUGACAGUCUGGAAGUGUUUUGCAACUCGGUUUUCCUUUAUUAUCCUGAGAAGCAAAUGGACAAUUCUAAGGGCGUCUUGUGGGUCCACUGUAACUUGAAGCGGUCCCUGCUACCCAGGAGCCUGGGUGGAGAUGGUGCGGUCUGGGUUGUGAGUAUGGUGCUCUCUGUAUCUGUGCUGCCGCUAACAGGGAUCGUUUUGUUUUGUUUUGAUAAGACAUAAAAGAAUCUCAUUCCUUGACAUCAACUGUAAUUCCAUCAUUCCAUGUCUGUGGAUACAGACAAUAAAAAAAAAAAUGUUGUGUAGUCAGUAGUAAUUACUGACAUGAGCGCAUUCUUAAAUGCAAUAAAAGUGCUGGUGGUUCACACUGGUAGACAAAGUU
This is a messenger RNA of Mus caroli (Ryukyu mouse), 6607 nucleotides long. It is a transcript of the gene Foxp1, whose product is annotated as forkhead box P1. Gene Ontology annotation, cellular component: nucleus. Lineage: Eukaryota; Metazoa; Chordata; Mammalia; Rodentia; Muridae. Gene Ontology annotation, molecular function: DNA-binding transcription repressor activity, RNA polymerase II-specific; RNA polymerase II cis-regulatory region sequence-specific DNA binding. Gene Ontology annotation, biological process: regulation of transcription by RNA polymerase II. The record is from RefSeq and is a predicted model, not a curated record.